CAGCUUGCAGUGCGACGGUCCGCCGGUGUGAUGCCGCUCGCUCAGUUUUAACCGCCGUGAUGUCACACCUCUCUGUGCUUCUGGACUCGGCUGAAGAAGAUGGCGGCCUCCUCAGGAGUUAAAGUUCCACGCAAUUUUCGCUUGUUGGAGGAGCUUGAAGAGGGCCAGAAGGGCGAAGGUGAUGGCACAGUCAGCUGGGGCCUUGAGGAUGACGAAGACAUGACUCUCACACGGUGGACAGGCAUGAUCAUUGGACCAGCAAGAACCAAUUACGAGAACAGGAUAUACAGUCUGAAAGUGGAAUGUGGACCUAGAUACCCAGAGACGGCGCCGACUGUUAGAUUUGUAACAAAAAUUAGCAUGAAUGGGAUUAAUAAUUCCAACGGGACGGUGGAUUCACGUAGCAUACCAAUAUUAGCAAAAUGGCAGAAUUCUUAUAGCAUUAAAAUUGUUCUUCAAGAGUUAAGGCGUCUAAUGAUGUCCAAAGAAAAUAUGAAGCUUCCACAACCACCAGAAGGACAAACCUACAGCACUUAAUCGUAAUGGAUUGUUUUGACCCUCUGUCUUAAACCUUACUCUAUUAGAAAUAUUGUGUAAAAUCAUCAAGAGGCUCACUUCGCACAUCAACAAAAUUGUCUACAAGAGCAAAAUUGGACUUUCUUAUUGCAUAGCUCAUUGAAAUGAAUAAUGUCCCUGCAGUUAAACACUGAAUAGAUAGUUAUGACUACAAGACCACAGUUAUCUGCCUUUAAUAAAGUUAGUUUGACAAUGA
Molecule: messenger RNA, 772 nt
Organism: Melanotaenia boesemani (Boeseman's rainbowfish)
Lineage: Eukaryota; Metazoa; Chordata; Actinopteri; Atheriniformes; Melanotaeniidae
Gene: ube2v2
Product: ubiquitin-conjugating enzyme E2 variant 2
Exons: 4
Coding region: 100-537 (145 amino acids)
Biological process (GO): DNA damage tolerance; protein K63-linked ubiquitination
Cellular component (GO): nucleus
Source: RefSeq, a predicted model, not a curated record